AGAGAGAAACAUUGUACUAUUACUAAGUUAGUUUAUAUAUGCAUGAAAUUGUUUAGUAAAUAUUGGCUACACUUUUGCCACCCCAUACGGAGUCACUUCCAAAAUACCUGGUUAGAGUGAUCCCAUAUAGUAAGAUGUGUCCAUAAUGAAUUCCGGAAGUUCUGAGAGGAAACCUACAAGCUAUUUCUGACAUGUGAAUAUGUUAAAAUGUAAACAUCAUGUUGGGUAAAUCUUGAGAGCCCUGAUCUCCUCAUCACAGCUGAAUCUUCCUUUGAGAAGAAUGAAGAUGUCUUGCUGCAGGGUACUUCUCUUAUCCUGUGUGGAGCCAACCUGUGAGCCCUCUCCUAAGAGACCCAGAGGAAGACCCAAAGGCAGCAAGAACAAGAGCCCCUCGAAAGCAGCUCAAAAGAAAGCAGAGACCAUUGGAGAAAAACGGCCAAGAGGCAGACCCAGGAAAUGGCCACAACAAAUUGUUCAGAAGCCUGCUCAGGAGACUGAAGAGACAUCCUCGCAAGAGUCCGCAGAGGAAGAUUAGGGGGCGCCGACAUUCAAUUUCUACCUCAGCAUCAGUUUGAUCUUUCGAAGGGAGAAGACACUGCAGUGACCACUUAUUCUUUACUGCCACGGUCUUUCCACUUUCUGCGGGGUUGGGGCAUGGGCGGGGCAGGGGCGGGGCGGGGUAAGGGGCGGGGGCGGGGGCGGGGCGGGAGAAAUCACAUAACCUUGAGAAGGACUAUAUUAAUCACUUUGUAAUCCCUUCACAGUCCCAGGUUUAGUGAAAAACUGCUGUAAACACGGGGGACACAGUUUAACAAUGCAACUUUUAAUGACUGUUUUCUUUUCCCUUAACUUACUAAUAGUUUGCGGAUCUGAUAAGCAAGGGCGUGUGGUUGAAGAAAACCUCUGGGGUGGGCUUAAUCAGUCACUACAUGCAAACCCUGAACCGGCACCCUGGUGACCGGGGUAAUUCGUAUAAGAAAAGCAUUGUAUGUGACUCUGUGCCCACUCAGAUGCCACCCCCACCUUGAUCAUAGAAAAAUCUUCUGCUUAGGACACCAAAGAUGAGGACUAGACACUACUCUCCUUUGCGUAUAAUCUUGUAGACACUUACUUGAUGAUUUUUUUCUUUUUUAUUCUAAAUGAGACAAAAUGCUGGUAUCUCUUUUCAUACAGCUAGCAAACCAGAAUAGGUUACUCUCGUUUUUGUUUUUGUUUUUUUUUUUCCAAAAAGGGAAGUAAACAAAUAAUAAAUGUUGACUCCUAUGUUUAUGGACUCACAUACAUCAGCAGGAGUGAUAAGCCCACAAGCUCUCUUUCCCUCCUCGGGAGAUCUACACAGCCGAAAGCCACUUAGCAACAGAUGACACUUGUCAGUCUCAAAGCCUCCAAGAUAACUAGGGGAGUAAAAUGAUUCUCUUUCGGAAUUGAACGGAAAGGUACAGUACCUGAUGAACUCACCCUAGUGAUGAUGUGGGAGGAGUGAAAACAAAUUUCUUUGGCUACAUAAAGGACACUAUUUUUAGAAAGAAAAAAAUGACUCCCACCCGCUGUUGCUGUCUCCCUCUCUCCUCCCUUCCCUCUCUCCUCUCUAUAUUCUCUGUUCUCCAUUGUGUACCAGUGUCCGUGAAAGACCGCAGUACCACUUACCUCAAAUGAAGCCUGUGUGUUACUCCAAGUAACUCCUUUCAUUUUGACAUAAGAUGGCUGGCCGAGGUGUGUUGCCUUGGUUCGGUCAGCCAUCUCUGCAUUCACGCUGCACUUUUAGCCAGAGAUGCAAUAACCCUCACUACUCAAUACUACCUCUGAAUGCUACCGUGAAUUUACAGUCCUGCACUUGUUACACGCUGCUAGACACAAGCCCUGCGAGAGAGAGAGGAAACAAUAACACAAACCUUUCUCGGUCAGCAUCUCAGCCACCCACAGUUCUCUGUCAUUCUUGUCAAACAAGUGCCCUUACUCUGUCUCAGUGUGGCUAUGCAUGUUUCUAUGAUUUUUUUUUAAAUUAAAAUGUUACAAAUGCUUGUGGCAGCUUCCCUGCUAGAUUGCUACAUUAAUUUGAAACAGUUUUGAAUCAAGUUGCUCCUAGGUUCUUAAGGAUAAUUUUCUUCAGUGACACUACAUUGUAUCACAUACACACAGACACACACACACAUACACACACACACACACACACACACACACACACACACACACACACACACAACACAUCUGUUCAAAUAUAAGUCUCCAAGUCUGUACCUCAAAAAUGGACUUAGUGAUUUGCAAGGACCUACCUCCACACUUCAAAAGGAACAAACUUGUAGUUUAUAACGCUCUUUGAUUUCCUUCCCCAGUGUUUGAAAGAGCUCAAACUUCACCUCUUCUCUCCCUCAUCAAAACUAUUUUUUGUAAAAGACACUUGAUAGAAACAAUUUUACAUACUUAUUUUUCAAAAAAUAAAUGAAUUAAAAAUCAAGCCAACCUUCAAAGAAACUUGAAACUUUGUAGGUAAACUACAACCAGCUCAGCCUUUUGCCUAAUGCAAUCAAAAAAGAAAAUAGGUUUUUAAGAUUAGUUGCCUAUAAGAAUAUGCUUGACAGAUAUUUUUCAUGUAUUUUACACAAUGUGGUUUUUGUAAAAUGUCUUGAGCAGAUUUAUUUUGAACGCUUCUUGUGUAGAGUUCUAUGCCUUUCUCUCCUAGUAAGUGUGCUGGCUUUUCCAUGGUGUUACCCACUGGGCCAGGAGGUAGUCUCUCAUAGUGGCUUGUGUCAGUAUGACUUUUAAUACUGAAGCCAAAUGAAACAAACAAACAACCAUGUCUCUUCCAGCUGUUUUCAGGGAGGUCAUUUCAAAGGCCACAUACCGCUCUGAAACUGGCAGGUUGCUCACUGUCGUGAGUCGCCAAAGGAGCUACGGAGAGAUUAAAGCUCAACAUGACUGUUAACUGCGCAUUAAAUAAGCAAACACACAGUGGCUUAUAGGAAUCGGAUUCCCAUUCCAUAUCUUUGGAUGGGCCUUUCAGAAAGUUCAUUUUGGCCAGCUCAUAAAAACUGAAUCAGUUUCUCAUGCCGGCCAGACUUGGCACACCGAGCGAUAUCCAUCUCUGAUGAAGUUAUUCUUUAUUUCCUGUAUGUUGUACAAUCAAAACACACUACUACCUCUUAAGUCCCAGUAUACCUCAUUUUUCAUACUGAAAAAAAAGAAAAGAAAAAAAAGAAAAAAAAAAGGCUUGUGUCCAAUGGAACAGUGAGAACAUCAUAAAAUUUUUAUAUAUAUAGUUUAUUUUUGUGGGAGAUAAAUUUUAUAAGACUGUUUUUUACUGUUGUUGGUCACGGCUAAGUAAGACUGGACAUCUGACUUCUCUACCGUUUCUGCAAGUUAAGUAUGUUUGCAGGAGAAACUUACCAAGACGAUUAACUGCAGCCGACUUUCUCCCCGUUCCUUUGUACGCCCUCUGCCUUUAUUCUCUAUUCCUUGUGUAGAAUUGCUGUCUAUGAUUGUACUUUGACGGCUUGCUUGUGGCAAUACUGCUCUAGUGGAUUAUCACUGUCUGCACAAUAAACAUAACAGCCUCUGUGGUCCCCGUG
Molecule: messenger RNA, 3566 nt
Organism: Rattus norvegicus (Norway rat)
Lineage: Eukaryota; Metazoa; Chordata; Mammalia; Rodentia; Muridae
Source: RefSeq, a predicted model, not a curated record